Messenger RNA from Opisthocomus hoazin, 1314 nucleotides. NCBI's taxonomy places the organism in Eukaryota, Metazoa, Chordata, Aves, Opisthocomiformes, Opisthocomidae. The record is from RefSeq and is a predicted model, not a curated record.
AUGGCGCCAGUGGUCAGCAUGUGCCCCUCUGUUGUGAAGAUGAGAAAAGAUGUGAAGAAGGCCAGAGUCCUGACUAUUCGCAGACUAACCAGACACAUAGGGAAAUUAAAGUUGAAAAAGGGUUCAGAAGACAUGAAAUUAAAGAACCAAAAACGAGUUGAGAGAUUGAUAGAAGAAAUCCAUGCCAUGAAGGCAAUAAAGCCAGAUGAAGUUACCAGGCUUGGUCUUAGGACAGAAGUGAAUUUUGACAGUGUCUGCAGAAAGCCAAAUUGUACUGCAACUGAGCGAGCCAUUGCAAGACUUGCGAUACAUCGCAUCUUGAAACCCAAAUUUGUUGAACUUAAAGCUGCUGUAAAAGCUUUUCAGGAUGCAAGAAAGAACCCAGCCGAAGCCACUUCUUCAAAAAAGGCUACGUCAGAAGAACAGCUUAAAUCAGUGCAACAUAUCAAUAGCAAUUUGGAUGACCAAGCUCUUAAACUAGCUCAAAAACAGCAAGGAUGUGAAGACAAAGCAAAAAUGAGUAGGAAAAUAGAAACUGACGGGGUGGCGGAAGAAGAUUGUGAGAGUCAAUCUGAGCAGAAAACUGUGGCAGUGGAGAGAGUAUCUGCUCCAGAAGAAUCUUCAUUUCAGGCAGUAGAAAUGCAAGCAGUCACUCAGAAUAGAACAGGAAAGAAACAUGGCUAUCAAAAAAGGAAAGAAAAUAUGAGCAUGAACAAAUUAAAUGCAAUAAAACAAAUACUUAAUGAUGACAGUGACCAGGAACAUCCUAAUGAAGAGGAGUACUUUGAUGAUAGUACUGAAGAGAGGUUUUAUAACGAGUCAUCAGAUUCUGACAGUGACAGCGAUGAUGAUUUCUUCAUUGGCAAAGGUAAAAGAAAGAAAAAGAUAGCAGCAGUUAGUAGUCUUUCUUCAGCAAAAGAAAAGGAUAGACUUCAGAAAAACAUAGCGAAGAAAGAAAAGAACACAGUCCCCGGGACAGUACAAGAUUCGGUCAUGGAAGAAGGAAAGCGACAUGCAAAAGCAAGCAAGAUAGAAUCAAUGUUCUGCAGUUCUUUGUCCAGCUCUAAUCAGAAAUCUCAAAAGAGAAGAAAUAUUGACAACCAGCCUCUGAAAAAUGAAAGAACGGCUUUUCUUAAAAAGGAACCACGGCUCAAGAAGCAGCCAUUUGCAGAAGUUGCAGGUAUUAAAUGUGACAAUAAGAAAGCACGUUUGGAGCAGCCUCUUCAUCCGUCAUGGGAAGCAAGCAAGAGACGCCGGGAACAAAUGUCUCAAAUUACAGCAUUCCAAGGGAAAAAGAUUAUAUUUGAUGACUAG